GUUUUCUGGUCCCCGACUAAAAAGAAAAUUUCAUCAUCAUUCUCUUGACUUCAUGUAAAUAUCUUGUCUAUUUUUAUUAUAUAUAUCAUUUUGUUAUAAAUAAACUGAACUCUUCUUUAUUUUAGAAAUAUGUAAUGUAAUGUAAAGGCUCAUUAAAUGUGGUUCAUGGAACUCAAGAGAUAAAACUGAUAACAUUCUUGUUUGAUGGUCUAUAUUCUCCUACUGUAAAUGGAGAAGUUUGUAUUUUCAUAUAUAUAUAGAGUACAGGUUGAAGAAUAAAAGAAAGAAGUAGAAAAACCAAACUGUUCCGUUCCUUGUUCCGUUCAAUUUUCAUAUACUGAAAUCUGAGACAGAAAACAUAUACUUUGUGAAUAUAAAUUUCUAAUCUAUAUAUAAUAUUCGUGCCAAAAGAAUGGGGUCUGAAGAAAGUGGAAGGGAUGUGGUAGUUACUCAAAUUAGUGUUGGUGAAUUUGAUGGUUAUAUGACUGCAAAGAGCCUUCUGGAUUACUUUGAACAAAAUGUGGGGAUUGUUUUGAGAUGUAGAUUAAAGACCUCUUCAACACCUUUUGAAGCAUAUCCAGAGUUUGCAGUUGACACCACAAAACUUGAAAGACUACAUUCAUACGAGAAUCUGAUCCCACAUGCAUUCGUGCAUUUUGCAACUCCUGAUGCAGCAAGAUCAGCUCUCGAUGCUGCUGGCCGUGGAGAGCUUAUACUAAAUAAUAAUCUUUUAAAGAUCAGUUUAGGGCCACAUCGCGACAAGGAACCCUUUAAGUUACCAGAUGUCGUUGUUGAGAUUGGAAGCUUGGUUAGCAAAGAUAAGUUUUUUGUUGGUUGGAGAGGUCCGGCUACUGGUGUAGAUUUUCUUGUGGACCCCUUUGAUGGAACUUGCAAGUUCGUUUUUACAAGGGAUACUGCUUUUUCCUUCCCGGGUACGCGAAACCAUGCUGUGAUAAAGUGUAAUCUUAAGGUUGAGUUCUUGGUCAGAGACAUACAAUGGAUGAAAGAUUAUAAUGAUUCAUCAUACUUAAUUUUAUUGCUGCAUUUGGAGUCCUCUCCGAAGCUAUACUAUAGAACUGCAGAUGAUGAUAUUGAAGACACAACUCCAUUUGAUAUAUUGGAUGAUGACGAUCCUUGGAUUCGGACAACAGAUAUUACUGCAAGCGGUGCCAUUGGCCGGUGUAGUAUAUAUCGAAUACUGAUAAAACCACGCCACGGCGUCAAGAUGGAGAUGGUUAUGCAAUACCUGAAAGAGCAAAGGGUUUCUGUCAGAGAUUUGCAGACACAACUUACUGUCCAAGAUGAACCUGAUUUUGGAAUGCCCAUGCCUGAUCCAUUAUUUUGUAUACAUUCUAAGGAAGGUAUUAACUUUAAAACUUUGUUUUUGGUGAAUGCUGCACUGCAUAAAGGCAUAUUUAGUCAGUAUACAUUGUUGGAUCAGUUCUUUAAUCUACUGAAAUCCCAAAAGGAGGAAGUAAAUAUUGGCGCACUGAAACAUAUAUGCUCCACCAAUCGUCCUUAUUUUAAUGCAUCUGAAAGGCUGAAAAAUGCUCAGGAUUGGUUGUUGAAAAAUCAUAAGCUCUUAAGAACCAGAGAGUUGGAUGAUUUUGUUGAAGUUAGAAGGUUAAUCAUCACCCCAACAAGAGCUUACUGUCUUCCACCAGAAGUUGAACUUUCCAAUAGGGUUCUUAGGCACUAUAGAUCGGUUGCUGAUCGAUUUUUACUGGUUACCUUCAUGGAUGAUGGCAUGCAGACAUUAAAGAAGAAUGUUUUCACCUACUAUCCUGCUUCUAUCGUGAGCGACACCACAUCAAAUGUGAAUGGCCAAGAAACCUCAGUGUUUAAAAGGGUGAAGGAUAUCACAAAUGAUGGAUUCCAUUUAUGUGGUCGGAAGUACUCUUUUUUGGCCUUCUCAGCUAAUCAACCAAGGGAUCGGUCUGCCUGGUUUUUUGCUGGGGACCAGAAUACAUCCGUGCUUGAUGUUUUGAGCUGGAUGGGCAGCUUCACCAACAAGAAUGUUGCAAAGUAUGCUGCUGGAAUGGAUCUGUGCUUCUCUUCCACUUAUGCAACUGUUGAUGUUCCUCAGGAUAACGUAGAUUUUGAGCUUGCAGAUAUCAUGAGGAAUGGAAAUGAUUUUUCUGAUGGAAUUGGCAAGAUAUCACAUGAUCUUGCAAUGGAAGUUGCACAGAGAUUGCAGUUGAAUGUAAGCCCUCCAUGUGCCUAUCAGAUAAGAUAUGGUGGCUGCAAAGGUGUUGUUGCUUGUUGGCCAGCCAGUAAAAGUGGGAUCCGUCUUUCUUUGAGGCCAAGCAUGAACAAGUUUGUGUCUAACCACACUAUUCUUGAAAUCUGUUCUUGGACUCGUUUCCAGCCUGGGUUCUUAAAUAGGAAGAUUAUAACCUUACUCUCAGCUUUGAAUGUCGGUGAUAAUGUAUUUUGGAAUAUGCAGGAGUCAAUGAUUUCUAAAUUAAAUCAGAUGCUCGAAAGUGUGGAUGUAGCUUUGAAUGUUGUUACUUCCUCGUGUGCCGAAGAAGGAAAUACGGCUGCUAUAAUGUUAAGUGCUGGUUUCAAGCCUUGUAAUGAACCUCAUUUACGAGGCAUGCUAACAAGUAUAAGAGCUGCACAGUUUGGGGACCUCAGAGAAAAGGCUAGGAUCUAUGUUUCUUCAGGAAGGUGGUCAAUGGGAUGUUUGGAUGAGCUAGCAAUACUUGAACAAGGGCAGUGCUUUCUCCAAGUGUCCAAUCCUUCACUUGAAAACUUCUUUGUGAAACAUGGCUUAGAGUUUUCGGAGACAAAAAGAGAUUUCCAAGUAAUUAAGGGCCUUGUGCUGGUGGCAAAGAACCCCUGUUUACACCCUGGAGAUGUGCGCAUUCUAGAAGCAGUAGAUGUUCCCAGCUUGCAUCAUCUUUAUGAUUGCCUGAUAUUUUCGCAAAAAGGAGAUCGACCUCAGACAAAUGAAGUAUCUGGAAGCGAACUUGAUGGCGAUCUUUACUUUGUCACAUGGGAUGAGAAGCUUAUUCCGCCUGGUAAAGCGAGCUGGCCAGCAAUGGAUUACGCCCCUGCAGAAGCCGAAGAGUUGAUGCACGAUGUUACGCUUAAGGAUGUAUCAGAUUUCUUUGCUAGAAACAUGAUCAACGAAAGCCUGGGUACCAUUUGCAAUGCCCAUGUAGUUCAUGCUGAUGGCAGUGAUUAUGGCGCAAUGGAUGAAAACUGCCUUGUUUUGGCAGAGCUUGCUUCCAAAGCUGUUGAUUUCCUAAAAACUGGAAAAAUUGUGAACAUGCCAUCUCAUUUAAAACCCAAAUUGUACCCAGAUUUUAUGGGAAAAGAAGAUUUCCAGUCGUACAAAUCUACUAAAAUACUAGGCAGGCUUUAUCGCAAAAUCAAAGAUAAUUAUGAUUUGACAGAAUCUGCGGAGAGCAAUUUUCGUCCUGGGGAAAUUCCUUACGACACGGAUCUCGAGACACCAGGAUCAACAACUUUCAUCAAUGAUGCAUGGGGAAUUAAGUUCUCCUACGAUGAAAAGUUACAUAGCCUUCUAGGACAGUAUAAAGUCAACAAUGAAGCAGAGGUUGUAACAGGACACAUUUGGUCUAUGCCGAGAAAUAGUAGCAAGAAGCAAGGUGAACUCAAAGAGAGACUUAAAAAUGCUUACAACGCUUUAAAAAAGGAGUUCAGGAGAGUCUUCGAGCAUAUGGAUGCAGAUUUUGAUGACCUUUCCAAUGAUGAAAAGAAUGCAGUGUACGAACACAAGGCAUCAGCGUGGUACCAGGUAACUUACCAUCCCAAAUGGGUGAAGAUGUUACUGGACUUGCAAGAUCCUGAUGCUAAUGACAAGGAGACUGUAAUGUUAAGCUUCCCUUGGAUAGCAGCUGACUACCUUGCCCGGAUCAAAAUAAGACGUGGAGGAAUGAAAGAUGCAAGUACUCAACCAUUUGAGGCCACCCGAAUCGAUUUCCUGUACUAACUCCCCCUUUUAUCAGGAGUCUUAAGCGGUGUACCACCAUCAGAAUAUCUAUUCAUGGUUGGCUAACAUAACUUUUUUCAACUUUUGAAGACUUAUUUUCCAGUUAUUGUUCUUCAACUCUAUUGUGAUUUACAGGAAUGUUCUCUAUAUCAUCUACUUUCUGAUUUUCCCGAAUUUCGACAUGAUAAUUUGUAAUCUCUCGUCAUUAUGGAUAUCAAAAGUCAAGAAAGACAAGAUCUUUAAACGAUCUUUAAAAUUUAUAUGUAUAAGGUGGUGUUCUCCCAAAAACUGGGGGUGUUUUCUAUAUGGGGUGUUCUUCCAUAAACUCUGGGUGUUUUAUAAAUGGGGUUCUCUACCAAAAACUGGGGGUGUUUCAUAUAUGGGGGUGCUCUACCAAAAAACUGGGGGUGUAACAAAUAAAGGGGUGUUAGCAAA
Molecule: messenger RNA, 4396 nt
Organism: Daucus carota subsp. sativus
Lineage: Eukaryota; Viridiplantae; Streptophyta; Magnoliopsida; Apiales; Apiaceae
Product: RNA-dependent RNA polymerase 6
Exons: 2
Coding region: 413-3961 (1182 amino acids)
Biological process (GO): siRNA processing
Cellular component (GO): nuclear RNA-directed RNA polymerase complex
Molecular function (GO): nucleic acid binding; RNA-directed RNA polymerase activity
Source: RefSeq, a predicted model, not a curated record